GCUCUCUGGACUUCCCAUCGAGAAGAUGUCCACCAAAGCCAAAAUGAGGUACUGGAGCUGGUUCGUUUUGGCAACCUUGCUGUGCCAAGAGUUCUCUCGCUUCCGAGCGGCGGCGGCGAAGAAAGAGCGAAAGAAGGCGAAGGAGCCCAACCAAUACACAGAACCCUUCAACACGACGCUCUCCAACAGCGAAGAGCUACACGGGCACUCCAAGAUGCUUGAGUCUCCAGACCCUCACAUCACCGACCCGCGUCGCACGUGGAUUUCAUUUGUACAUCGUCCUGAUGAUGGCAACAACAAAAAGAAAUGCAGAGGGAAAGAUAAGAAAUUACGUGGGCUUGUUGGUCCUCCAGGCCCCCCAGGGCCACCUGGUCCUCCUGGAGCUGAAGUCACCCAGGAAGUCUUGCUGCAAGAGUUCAAGGAGAUGUUGAAAGAAGCUACCGAACGGCGGGCACCCCCGGCACUGCCAGCCCCUCCCAGCGAGGAACCUCCUCUCCUGCUGACCCUGGAGGAAGUGUCGCCCUACAAGCGGGUGGAGGAAGCCUUCCACUGCAAGCUCAAGGGGCAGAUCGUUGUGGACAAGAAAACCCUGGUGGAACUUCAGAACUUCCAGAUGCCUUUGACCAAAGGAGCUUUUCUCCGAGGAUCUGGGUUAAACCUAGCGACUGGGCGGUUCACAGCUCUGCUCUCCGGCAUUUAUCAGUUUUCAGCCAACGUCCACAUUGACCACAGUGAGCUAAAAAGCAAACUGCAGCUACGAGCCAGAGAUAACGUCCGGGUCCUGAUUUGCAUCGAGUCUCUGUGCCACCGAUACACGUCUUUGGAAGUGAUCGCCGGCCUGGAAAGCAAUAGCAAAAUCUUCACAGUUUAUGUCCACGGACUGCUGCAGCUACAGGCAGGACAAUAUACGUCAAUAUUCAUCGAUAACAGUGCCGGUGCACCCAUCACGAUUCAGAACGGGUCCGAUUUCAUGGGGAUGUUUAUGGGAGUCUAAUCCCGAAGGACCACCAUUGCUGUCCAGCGGGGGAAGAAAAGAAACCAUAACCGAGGACAUACACUUCUGAACUUUGACCCCUCUCCUCUCCUGGAAAAUUGCCUUCUUGUCGCCGGGCAACUCUGACUCAGUCAAGCAAGCGUACCUCCCUUCCGCCAUGGGUGGGACAACAGUCUGAGGGGGGCGGGAAAUGGUGGACAGCUCUAGCCACUGAAUACAAAACCUAAGUCUCUUUUCCUGUCAUAGAAAUUCCAUCUUUUCUCCCAGAAAAAUGGUCAUUUCUGAGAACCAAAUCUGGAUCUUUUCAGGUAUAUAUAUAAAAAAACAACACUGCAAAAAUCCAGAGAAUCCAGUAUGAGGCUUUACGUAUUUAGCAUGGGCAUUUGAGAUGCAGUGUGGUGUUGGACUGGGGAGACCUGAGUUCCAAUCUCCCCUCAGCUUAUUGGGGUACCUUGCGCCCGUCACAUCACCUUCCAAAUCAUCCUCAUAGAGUUGUCCCAAGGAUACAAUAGAGGGGAGAACCACAGAGACAACCUUGAGCUCCUCAAAGGAGAGGUGGACUGAACAUGUGACCCAGUUUUAACAUUUCCCUUUUCAUUUUUUGUUCCCCCUCCUUCUCCCCAGUUUUAUUGCCAACAUUUAAAAACAAGUUUGCAAAUGCAGCUUUGAAGAUAAUCAUGUUCACCGGCUGUGUGAUGGAACUGAAUGCCAUUUUAUCCAGGCUUCCCUGAUUGUGGGGGACGGGUUUUUUUUUUAUCAUAAAACAGCUUAAAUUACAGGAUUUUGUAAGCCU
This is a messenger RNA of Heteronotia binoei (common prickly gecko), 1787 nucleotides long. RefSeq names its product C1q and TNF related 12 (gene C1QTNF12). The record is from RefSeq and is a predicted model, not a curated record. The transcript is spliced from 8 exons. The coding region runs from base 26 to 994 and encodes 322 amino acids. NCBI's taxonomy places the organism in Eukaryota, Metazoa, Chordata, Lepidosauria, Squamata, Gekkonidae. Gene Ontology annotation, biological process: positive regulation of D-glucose import across plasma membrane; negative regulation of gluconeogenesis; positive regulation of insulin receptor signaling pathway. Gene Ontology annotation, molecular function: hormone activity.